This is a messenger RNA of Pieris rapae (cabbage white), 2242 nucleotides long. It is a transcript of the gene Hmg-2, whose product is annotated as high mobility group protein 20A. The coding region runs from base 234 to 1328 and encodes 364 amino acids. The transcript has 7 exons. Gene Ontology annotation, cellular component: nucleus. NCBI's taxonomy places the organism in Eukaryota, Metazoa, Arthropoda, Insecta, Lepidoptera, Pieridae. Gene Ontology annotation, biological process: regulation of gene expression. The record is from RefSeq and is a predicted model, not a curated record.
AUUUUUCGGAAUUGUAUCCGAGGCCGAGAGCUCAUAAAAUCUUCAGAGAAAAUUGUACCUAUUUAUUAUAUUACAGUAUUUUCUGAUUUAAACGUAAAAGUGUUUAGUGAUUCAAACUUAUUAAUUUCCAACUUUGUGUCUAAAAGUGUAAAGGAAAACCUAAACGUCAAUAGUCUUAUCAAAGAUUUGUAAACAUAUCUGAUAUUGUGUUUAAAGCAUAUUAAUCUUAAACUAUGGAGAUAGACUCAUCUAACAUGGAAGAAAAUAAUCAAGAGAAGCAAUCUGUAGAAAGCUCAGUUAUUCCAGAGAAUGAAAAGCCUGAAACGAAUAUUCUACCUACACCAACAGCUCCCAAUAAUGUUAGUGACAUCGAUUCCACUUCAAAUUCUGUGAGCAAGGAAGGCAAAGUAAAGAAACCCAAAAAACGUAAACCAAAAGUUCUUCGUGAUGUUACUGCCCCGCGUCAACCGUUAACUGGAUAUGUUAGGUUUUCAAAUGAGCGUCGUGAACAACUUAGAGCAGAACAGCCAGAGCUUGGUUUUGCAGAAUUAACAAAAAAAUUGGCAAGCGAAUGGAGUAAGUUACCUGUAGAGGCAAAACAACAAUAUUUAGAUGCUGCCGAUCAAGAUAAAGAAAGGUAUAUGAAAGAGUGGACUGAAUAUAAAAAAACAGACUCGUAUAAAGAGUUUCGGAGACAGCAAAUGGAACAAAAGGAUCCUAAUAGUUCAACAAAGAAGUUAAAGCAGAUCCAAUCAAAUGACAACAAUGCUGUUUCAGGUAAUGCACUCCUUGAUCAAACAGUGCCAGUAACAAAUACCACCUCAGCCAUCACAAACAAUUCAACUCGUCUAGCUACUCCACCCAGAACAAGACCAUGUGUGACACCAGCAUUAGGAGAGGAUCUUGGUGAUACAGACAUACCAAUAUUUACGGAACAGUUUCUCCAGCACAACAAAUUAAGGGAGUCAGAGUUACGACAGCUAAGAAAGGCCAAUUCAGAUUAUGAACAACAGAAUGCAACUUUGCAACGUCACGCUGAAGAAGUGAGCGCGGCGACAGCUCGGCUUCGAGCAGAAACCGCAGCUGCUGCGGAGCGUACAGCUGCGCUGGUUGCACAUCACAAAGCACUUGUCGCUGCCUUGGUGCAAGCUUUACAGUCCACUAUUUUACCUCUAUCAGGUGGGCCAGAAGGUGCUACAGAAAACAAUAUAGAGGAGUAUAUGGAAAAAUUGCAAAAUAUGGUGACUGAGAACAAGAACAAUACAUUGCUAAAGCAAGCUCUUGACAAUCUUAACUAUGUUUCAUUUCAUCUGCCAGCCCUUGGUUAAGACUUAAAAUCUAGGAAAAAUACCACCACCUUAGAAAGAACCACACACACAAAUGUAUAAUUAUUUAUUUGGGGAGGAUGACACAAGAACAAUAGCCAGGAUUUAAAAGUUAAGAAUAGCAAUGAACAAAAAUUUGGAGGAGGCGUUCAUUUAGAGAUAAGCCGAUUAGUUGUAAUAAUAACAAUAGUAGUAAUUGUAUAGAAGAAAAAAUAAAUAAAAUAUUACAGUAAAGAUUAAUCAAAUUAUAUAAAUAAGAAGAAUCUAAACAGAGAUUUGCUUGGCCGGCGACGUGCUGAAAUAUGACGGUUAAAUGGUAAACAAAAAAAAUAUUUAGCAUUCCCUUAUCCCUAUCACUGCUGGGGAAAUGCGUUACUCUAGCGCGUCAGAUAUAAUGAUAAAUUUUCUCGCACGGCAGGUAACGAGGGAUGUUUAGUAAACUCUAUAGCAGCUCCUAUUCAGACUACGAUUAUUAGACGAUUUAAACAUAACGUAACGUCUAAAUGAAACAUAACAUGUGAAAACUCAACACUGAAGCGUGUCAGAAUAUUAAACAGUCUUCAUCUUGAUAUAAGUUCUGAUCAAUAAUCUUACAAAUACAUAUGUGGAGAAUUUUUGGUUAUAAACAAUUUUUUAAGGACAGUGGCGCUAAGUGUGAUUUUUAUUAACGAUUCAACUAUCUCGGUUUGUGCAAAUCGGCAGAUAUCAUACGUGAUACUAUCUUGAAUCGUGACUAAAAUAAAAAUUGAUCCGUGGCUAAGAAUUUUUUAACUACUUUUAUCUGCCGUUAGUGUUUGACACUAUGCACAUGACAAGAUUGCUCUCCUUAUGUUUUUAAUGAAUCUCUGCUUGGGCUUCUCUACUAUAAAUCAUUGUUUAACAAAAGUAUAUCAAAAUAUUAUUUCUAUAAUAAGAAG